This is a messenger RNA of Hemisphaericaspora subhashii, 1230 nucleotides long. RefSeq names its product HSP70/90 family co-chaperone (gene CNS1). The coding region runs from base 1 to 1230 and encodes 409 amino acids. Gene Ontology annotation, biological process: protein folding. Gene Ontology annotation, molecular function: Hsp90 protein binding. The transcript has a single exon. The record is from RefSeq and is a predicted model, not a curated record. Lineage: Eukaryota; Fungi; Ascomycota; Pichiomycetes; Serinales; Debaryomycetaceae.
AUGUCUGUAGAAACACCACCACAACCACAUCCACAAGAAGAACAGGUAGAUAAUACCGACGAACAAUUAGAUAAUACCGACGAACAAUUAGAUCACCUAAUUUCAGAAUGGGAUAGAAGAAGAUAUGUUCCCAAACCAGGAGAACCUGCACUCCCACCUCAAAUCUCCCAAUUCGCCAACAAGACCACUGACGAAGUAAUGAAGGAAUUAAAUAGAUUGCCAUUCUUCAUGACUCAGUUGGAUGAAACUGAUGGUGAAGGCGGAGAGAAUGCAAAUCUUGAAGCUCUUAAAUCGUUGGCAUAUGAGGGUGAGCCAGAUGAAAUUGCUACUAAUUUUAAGAAUCAGGGUAAUGAAUGUUAUAAAUUCAAGCAAUAUAAACAUGCUAUAGAAUACUACACUAAAGGUUUGGAUGUUGAUUGUGGGGUUGAUAAGAUUAAUUCUGCGUUAUAUUUGAAUCGAGCUGCUUGUAAUUUGGAAUUACAUAAUUAUAGAAGAUGUAUUGAAGAUUGUAAGAAAUGUUUAGGGAUUGAUGAGAAGAAUAUCAAGGCUUGUUUUAGAUCAGGGAAGGCAUUUUUCUUGAUUGAUAGGUUUGAUGAAGCAAUUGGAGUUAUAGAAUAUGGAUUAACCAUCGAUGCAAACAAUAAAGAUCUUUUGAAUUUAUUACAACAAGUCAAAACCAAACAACAAAAACUUGAAGAAAUCAGAAUCAAGAAAGAAAGAGAAGAAGAAGAAGCAAGAAUGAAACAAGAAAUAUUAGAAAAUUCAAUUAAAUUAAGACAUUUUGAAAUCAUCAAAACUUCAAACCCUGCAGAAUCCUUAAAAUCUUCAAAAAUACGAUUGGAAGAUCCAAAAGAUUAUGAGUCGCAAUUAAUCUUCUCCGCGAUGAUUUUAUACCCAACCACAGAUGAAUUCGAUUUCAUAGACGAAAUAAGUGAAUUAACCACCCCCUUGGAGAUUUUGGAAAUGGUUUUGAAUAGACCUAGAGAAUGGUUUGAAGAUCCAAAACAUAAGGAUUUCUCAGUUAAGAAAUUAGAAUGUUUUAUGGAAACUGAAUCAGGUGGAUUAAUUAAGGUUGGUAAAAAAAUUGAAAUCAAUAAUGCUUUGAUGAAUGAUAAAUCAAAAGCUCCAUUGUUUGAUAAUGCACUUAGACUUUAUGUGGUGCCUAAACCAGAUGUUCCAGAUUGGUUGUCACAAUGGAAUAAACAAGCCGCAUUGGCUGCACGUAAAUAG